AGCGUUCGUGAGCCUCGUCACCCCGCGCACACAGACGCCGCGCGAGGACCGAUAUCUACUGGAAUAGUACUCACGACCACGAGAACGAUAAGCGAGCGCCCGUCGGACUCACGUGUAUCGAGAAGAGAGAGAGAGAGAAAGAGAGAGAGAGAGAGAUACGCAAAUACGCAGACGUUACUCUCAGAGCAGCGCGUUCGAUGCGAAGAUAGCGAUAUCCCAAGACGAUCGCGGACGGUAGCGUAGCGCGUACGAGACGCGCGGCGCGGAGCGGAGCGGACGAAGCGGAGAAGCCGUGGGAGGCUCGGACGCGUAACCAGCCGAGCUCCACUCUGCUGCUGCUGCCGCCGCCGCCGCCGUCGCCUCCUCCUCUCACUCUCUCUCUUUCUCUCUCUCUCUCUCUCCUCGAACACCCGCGUCCGCCUGACCCGAGAGGGAGAGACUUCAGUAAGCUCGGAGCUUUCAACCGGUCCGUAGCCGUUCGCUGUCGUCGUCGAUAUCGCCGGAGUCGCGUCGCGUCGCGUCCCGGCGCGAAACGCUGUCUGCGAUACGCGACAGCGCUGGUGGAUCGUCGCGUGCAGCGAUCGUCCUGGACCCGGGAUAAUCCCUCCGCUCGGCGGAGGGGCUGUCGUUCGCGAAAUUCCCCCCGGGAACACGAAUCUCCGAAAUUGGAACGAAAGUCGACGGAACUUAUCCCGAGCGAGUGGAAACUGCCAGCGAGCAGUUAAUCACGAAAUAUGACACUGGCAGGACGGAGAGGUCCUUCGGAAGCUGGUGCUUCGGAGACGAGUAACAGCCUACCGAAUCGCUUCGAGACUCUAACUGACCUAAGAUCAGUUUAUUAUUAGAUAAUCGCUGAUCGGCGGAGAGCGUGAAGGUCUAAGCGGCAUCUGCUUUUCUCUCACGCGACAAUCCUGUCCAGGCGGAGGAAGGAUGAGGACGAGGAAGAGGAACUCGCGGGGACGUGCCGGUCGAUGCGGUUUCGAGUUCGCGAUCGCGUGUCAACGGGCUGCGCGUUGAUCCUGCUCCCGCACGAGAUCGCGGCGAUCCUCGAUAAAUAACUCGCGCGGGGCAAGGGGACGGCUCUUCUAUUUGAGGCCGACGACGUGGAGACGAUCGAAGCCGCGUGCGGAGGAGACGAUGAUCUCGCUCCCGGAAGCGGCUGGAGAUCCUCCCCUUUAGACUCGAUGUCGAUCGCGCGCGAUCGCGACGAUCCUGUCUCGUGCUCGCGCGAUAUCGCACGCUCCAAAAUAAAUUGACGUGAGAGAGAAAUAAAAAGAAUUUCUUGGUACGAGAAAUAACGCAAUAAGGUAAAAAGAUUAGAUUAAAAAAAAGGGGGGGGAAAGAAAAACGCGGUUGAGUUUAACUUUGGGAGAGGCAAAGCUUUCAUCCUCGGUCGUAAAUCUUGCGACGGGAAAGGCCAGCGAGACAAGUGAGAUGCCGUGCCGUGCUCUCGCAGGAUGAUACGGAGGCUGGGAAACACGCCGUGACGGAUAUAUCGAACGACGACGAACUUGAACGUGAAAAAAAAUACGCAAGUUACACGAGAUGCGUCUGCGUGAUCGUGAUGCGGCGACGGUCGCGCUUUUCGGCGAGCAAUCGGUUCCGUCCAGUCGAUCGCGAUUGAACGCUUUCGGGAGUAGUACGUCGUGUUCGAUGCACAACGAGCUGGACGAGAACGAAAAACGCAAUAGACCGAAUGUAUCCUUGACAUGCUUGAAUUAAAGAAAGGAUAUCGACGCGACGAAAGGAAGGAGGGCAUGUUUACAGAGAGGGAAUCGCUGGUGGAAUAAAAAUAAAAUGCGACUUUUGCGUACACCCGUACGUUCGAUGACGCUCGCGUUGAAGGGAAAUGGUGACGAAACGUCGAGGGACAUAGUGAUCUGUUGAAAUGACGUGUGCCCUACGUGGCCGACGAAGGACUCGAUUGUACGUGAAGGCGAGCGUUCACGUGCGCCAGGGAAUCGCGAAUGACAUUUUGCAGGAGUGAUGGCUAUUUCGGGCCGGACACGCGGGUGUGCUGCAUUUAUAAGACAUUCUUCGCGAAUGGUUUACUGCAGAUUAGUAUUUCCGAGACUCGCGGAGACGUACGUAAACACCGGGAAAUGAAAAGGCGACGAGAACGUAAAGCUUCCUCUCAUUCGCACGACUCUCCCUCGUCGCAUAACUGAACGUUCCUAUUGCGCUCGAUGCACGUUACAUUAAGGUGAUAUGGAAGCAGAAGACGAAGUGGAUGAUGAGUUGUCGGAGGCCGUCGACACGGAAGCAAAUCACAACAAUAAUCUCGAGAACUUCGAAACGAUGAAGAUCUCUACAAAAUCGGUGUCCGAGAGGACAUCGGAGAAGGACGAUUGUCCUUUAGUGCGCUCGUCCAAUCCCGAGCAAUCGGAAAUCGUCGGCUCCGCCGAUAGUCCCAAAAAGUUGAAAACGUCCGUGCGAUCAGAAUCAAAAGUACUCCUAAGUACAAGCAUAAAGACUGAUGUGGAGAUUGAGAUCGCCAGGUUGUGCAGAGGCAAGAGAGUCAGCUACCAGGAUACUAUACACGAGUACGACGAAGACGACAACCUCACCAUGGAUAAGGUCGGAAGAUAUCUGGAGGCGCAUCCUGCCAUGGUCGAAACGUGGCUGCGGGAGAAGGCGAGUCUCCAGCUUCGGCAGAAAUUACAAAACACGUGCAUUCUGCAAACGAUAACACCGAGCGUACCGAGCGCACACAGCGUGCAGCAAGAGGAGAGCCUGCUCAAUCGGAGUAAACGCAACAGCGUCACAUCCGAUCUCUUUCAGACCUGGCUGGCUUCGAGUUCACCCGCAAAGCGCAGCAGGAGCCCCAGCAAAACUUACAGUACGCUGAUGGAUCGUCGCGAGGAACUCGGUAGACUGGACGAAAGCGACCUGUUUAUGGAGUUGAUAAGGGACGUGGCGAACGAACUCGACAUAAACGUCCUCUGCCACAAGAUUCUGGUGAACGUCGGCCUACUCACUCAUGCCGAUCGCGGCAGCCUGUUCCUGGCGAAGGGACCCUUGGAGGACCGGUACCUGGUGGCGAAGCUGUUCGACGUCACUCAGGAGACCGAGCUCGAGGAAGCCAUUCAACGGGCUAAAAACGAGGAACUCAGAAUACCGUUCGGAGUCGGUAUCGCCGGUUACGUGGCGCAAACCAAGGAGAUUAUCAACAUCAAAGACGCUUACGAGGAUCCGAGAUUCAACAGCGCCAUUGACAUGCGAACCGGAUACAAGACAACGUUGAUUCUGUCGAUGCCGAUCUGCAAUUACGAGGGCGACGUCAUCGGGGUCGCCCAGAUCAUCAACAAGACGAACGGCAGCAACGAAUUUACGGACAGGGACGUCGAGGUGUUUCAAAGAUACCUCACAUUCUGUGGCAUCGGCAUACAGAACGCGCAGUUGUUUGAGCUGUCCGUACAGGAAUACCGACGCAAUCAGAUACUCCUCAAUCUGGCGCGGAACAUAUUUGAGGAGCAGAACAAUCUCGAGUGUCUUGUCACGAAGAUCAUGACCGAGGCGAAGGAGCUGCUCAAGUGCGAGAGAUGCGCCGUUUACCUGCUGGAUUUGGACUGCGGCGAAGCAGGGCAUCUCGAGAAAAUCGUCGAGCGGCCCGGGAGAUCGGUGCAAGAGAGCAGAAAGCCGUUAUCGAGAAGAGAGAGCAAUAACAUCGACAUGGAGGAUAUUAUUCAACAGCACACAUCGACCGAAGGUAGCAAAUUUACUAUGGUAUUUGAAAUGGAGAACGAAACGCAAGAAGCCCGGGUCUAUCGACCAAGCAACAACAAUCUAUCGAGUUCAUUGGGACAGAUUGCGAGAUACGUCGCCGCGAGCGGUCAAAUUCUCAAUAUUGGCGACGUCGCUACGUGGCUGAAGAAAGGUGUAAUAGAGAGCGGAAAGGAACCCAUCAGAAGUAUCCUAUGCAUGCCGAUCGUCAACGGACAGAGAAUCGUCAUUGGAGUUGCUCAAUUGAUCAACAAGGACAACGGUACAUCCUUCACCGACUCGGACGUGUCGAUAUUCGAGGCGUUCGCUAUUUUCUGCGGCCUCGGCAUUCACAACACGCAGAUGUACGAAUCGGCGUGCAAGCUGAUGGCGAAGCAGAAAGUAGCCCUCGAGUGCUUAAGUUAUCACGCGACCGCCAACAACGACGACGCUCUGCGGCUCGUCUCCGAUCCUAUACCGUCCGCGGAGACGUACAACCUCUUCAGUUUCACAUUCAUCGACUUCGACCUCACCGACGAGGACACGUGCCGCGCCACCAUCAGGAUGUUCAAGCAGUGCGAUCUCAUACAGAAGUUCCACAUACCGUACGACGUCCUGUGCAGAUGGAUCCUCAGUGUGAAGAAGAAUUACAGACCGGUAAAGUACCACAAUUGGCGGCACGCGCUAAACGUCGCGCAAACGAUGUUCGCAAUGCUGAAGACCGGCAAGAUGGAACAAUUCAUGACCGAUCUGGAGAUUCUCGGGCUCCUGGUGGCCUGUCUCUGUCACGAUCUCGACCAUCGCGGUACUAACAACGCGUUUCAGAUGAAAACCGAAUCUCCCCUGGCGAUCCUUUACUCGACCAGCACGAUGGAGCACCAUCACUUCGAUCAGUGCGUCAUGAUCCUGAAUUCUGACAGCAAUAACAUCUUUCAGAAUUUAUCGAUGGAGGACUACAGGCGUGUGAUGAAAGUCGUGGAGAGCGCCAUUCUUUCGACCGAUUUGGCGAUGUACUUCAAGAAGAGGAAUCGCUUCAUGGAAGUGAUCGACGAGGGCGAGUUCGAUUGGCAGAGCGAAGAGAAGAAAGAAUUACUGUGCGGCAUGAUGAUGACUGCGUGCGACGUGAGCGCGAUAGCGAAGCCCUGGGACGUGCAGCAUCGCGUGGCGAAGCUGGUGGCCGACGAAUUCUUCGAUCAAGGCGACCUGGAGCGCCUUCAGCUCAACCAGCAGCCGGUGGCGAUGAUGGACCGCGAGAGGCGAGAUGAAUUACCGCAGAUGCAGGUCGGCUUCAUCGACGUGAUCUGCCUGCCUCUCUACAAGGUCUUAUCGGAAACGUUCCCGUGGAUACUGCCGCUCUACGAGGGCACCACGGAGAACCGAAAGCACUGGCAGGAUUUAGCGGAGAAGGUCGAGAUGGGACUAACGUGGAUCGAUCGCGACACGAUCGAAGAACCAGUGGAGGAAUUCGUUUCUUACGAGCCUAAGGACAUCGAGUUCACGGUCACAACCUUAAAUUGCGCUCACGCCGACAAAAAGGAACAAAUGCCGGAGAGAUCGUCGCUCGGCAGGUUCGCCUCGUUGAGAAAGGGCGGACGUACGUUGAGUAAAGACGUCCGGCAUCGCAUCAGCAGAUCUCUCUACGCCAGAAGCAGCUCGGAGGACGCCGGCAAGUCUAAGGCGUUGCUCCCAGAGAGAAAGAAUCGGAAUAAGCUAUGCCUGCUCAUUUGACGGCUAACUUCGACGACGCUCGAGAGCAUCCCCGAAUGAUGGCCAACGGGUGGCGAUACUUGGAAAUAAGUAUUUAAGUACACAUCGCAGCUUCCAGGUCGCGGAAGAUGGAAUCUUUAACGUUGAGAUUACCUGGAAGCUGGAACCUGACAGAUCCGUUGGGCGAGCUGUCAUUGAAAAAGAGCUUUAGGGUACACCUAGAAGUCGCUCUUAGAGAAAUAACAUUGUCUGCUUCAAUUAUUAAGUCAAACUACUCUCGAAGGGUAGAAUCAUACCGAAUGGAUUGUUUCAACGAGGCUCUUUUAAAGCUGCUUUCAGUCGCAGCGAAAUACUUACGGGAAAUGAAUCCUUUGGGAGAACUCUUAGAAAAGAAAAAUUGCUAUUCGCACAGAUGAUCACUAUGUACGAUCUUUUAAUUAAGAAUGAUCAUAUUUGGUCAGAUUUAAGAUUCAUCGAAAUAAGAAGACACAAAAAAAGAAAAUGACUAUAAAUUUAGUAAUUUCUAAAAACCAGACUUUCCGUGCGAAGAAACGAGUUUAAUUAGAUCCUGAGAAAACUGACAAUAUCGACAAAAUGAAAUUGCAAUUAAGUCAAAGGUUAACUUUCAGUAAAAAAAAAGUAAAAUACCGAAAUGUGAUAAUUCAUAUUUCGACAAAAAAAAAACUGGUUUAAUUAUCGAAAAGUUUAUUAUACUUUAUCACUGCUCAUUUCAUGAUUUUAAUAAAAUUAAGAGAAUUAAGAAUCUUGAUAUUUUAUUUGACCGAAUUAGGCACAAAUUCGAAUCGAAGUACUCAAAGUUCGACGUCAUUAACAUGUAAACUUUAGUAUGAGCGAGAAAAAUAUAGAACUAAAUAAAUGCAUACAUUUACAUUUCGGGAAAACAUUCCCGGAAGAAGAAGGAAAAUACGCUCAAAGAAGAUGUUCUGUUGAUUCCGGUGCAUUUUCCACUCUCUCCAUUGCCAGACGUAGAAAAACGACGAAUCAAAAUACCGAAAUAAUUAACGAUAAACGGCGAAUCUUCGUAGGAAGACGAUAAACCACGUGGUCCGAGAAACAGAAGAGGAAAAUGAUCGGAAAGGGACAAAAGAGGAGUAUCCGAUGCGAUCUCAUGCGUCGGAUCCCGAGAAGACUGUUGCCCGUAGGUUUUAAGGCGAUAAUACGUAGACAUCGGUAUUACGUAAAACACGUAUGCUUAGUCGAUGGCUAGGUAGCUAGAGAACUUGACGGUCGGUCGUUGCACCUCACAACGACAUUGCUCAUAAUCGCAAUUCCGUAGAACGCGAGGAAGCGUGCUGUAUGUGUGAAUGUGUCGGGCGUCGUCGGAUGAUGAUGAUGAUGAUGAUAAUGAUGAUAAUGAAUUCAAUUUUGACAAUCUUUUUGUAUCACAUCUCGAUGAUAUUCUAGGCUAUACAGUUCGACGUACGAAGGGAUCGGUGACGGUGACGCUUACAGAUCGAAGACGUGCGAAUCGGACUCGCGGACACGCUGCUCCAAAAUACGGCAGUUUAAUCAGAAACGAGUGCAGUUUUAAUUGUUUUAUCACACCCUCCUUCAGAGCGAUCUCCGCGAUAACGAAAAAAAAGAGAGAGAGAAAAAGAGAGAUGCGUAAUCGUCUAAUCGAUACGAUUAAAAGAAAAAAACAACAAAAAAAAAGAAUUGUUCUCAAAUCGAUUUCCUCAUUUUAACUCUUAAAGUUUUUAGUAAAAUAAAUAAAUAAGUUCAAAAUAUUUCAUAGGUUCUAUAAAUAAAGAACUUUAAGUAGAUAUACAUAAAAAUAUUUUAAAUCUUGUGACAAAUUAAAAAUUUUGAAUUUUACGAGAGACGAAAGAAUCUCGUAAGCAAAUUUAAUCGCAUUAUGAAUCAUGUAAAUAAAAAAUUUCAGCGACACUAAAUUUUGUAAGUGGAAAUUUUUGAAACAGAGCGCAUUUCCAAUUUCGUAUGUAAAUAAAUAAAAAAAAGUUAUAUGUUCCUACAAGAGAAAGCAAGAUUUUUCUUUCAACGAAUUUGAAGCUGACUUGGAGAGUCGCAAAUACGAUCGCGUAAAUCCCGGAAUAUCUAUCCUUCGAUCUCUGCGUAUUUAUGUAAGAUCUUUAUGUGUACAUAAAGAUAGUGAGCGGUACUUUCAUGUUGUAUCGAUGUCUUGUAAACGGAGGCAGGAUUCAAACGCAACCGUAACGCAAUCCGUGACGCAAGCAUGAUCGCGAGUCCAUCGAUUAUUUUCGCAGUUCUUGUCGAGUUUUUGUCGAACCAUUGACCCUUCGGGAGAUCGGCGAGUUGCGCAUAAAUUACUUUUACGUUUUCAUUAUUCCAUCGUUAUACAUGUAUUCCAGAUCGAGCGGCUCCGAUCUCUGAGAGAUCAGAGCCCGUGGUAAUUUAACACUUCUUUUCUUUCGCGAUUGAUUAACGUUAACGCGUCAGUCGAAAUGCGGUCGUACGCACCGUGAAAAAUUUUUUAAUUGGUUAAACAGAGUGCUCUCGCGUUACUUUCCACGAAAAAUUCCCGAGCGCAAUUGUUUUCCGAGUGUGAGUCUGAGAGUUGAGCAACACGAGAGUGAGAUUGGUUUCUAGUCUUUUGAUAUAGCUGCGAAUCAAUAUGCCUAUCAGAAAUUGUUGCACAUGGUUAAAUAAAAUCUGGAUGUGCUCAAACA
Molecule: messenger RNA, 8078 nt
Organism: Solenopsis invicta (red fire ant)
Lineage: Eukaryota; Metazoa; Arthropoda; Insecta; Hymenoptera; Formicidae
Gene: Pde6
Product: cGMP-specific 3',5'-cyclic phosphodiesterase
Exons: 13
Coding region: 2209-5430 (1073 amino acids)
Biological process (GO): signal transduction
Molecular function (GO): protein binding; 3',5'-cyclic-nucleotide phosphodiesterase activity
Source: RefSeq, a predicted model, not a curated record